This is a messenger RNA of Calliphora vicina (urban bluebottle blowfly), 588 nucleotides long. RefSeq lists its product as uncharacterized. Lineage: Eukaryota; Metazoa; Arthropoda; Insecta; Diptera; Calliphoridae. The transcript has 4 exons. Bases 1 to 588 code for a protein of 195 amino acids. The record is from RefSeq and is a predicted model, not a curated record.
AUGGUAUUCCGAGGAUGUGUUCCCUCAGGUUUAUCAGAGCCGGGCAUUGGCAGAAUAGAUGUGACACCGUCUCAUCCUCUUCUUCAUUAUGGCAGCUCCUACAGUAGUCAUUAUGCCUGCACAUUGAUAAAAUUUACAAAUAUUGUUUGCGAGGAAUUUGACAAAUCUUUUGGCGAUAUCAAGGAGUGCAAACUCAAAGUUAUGGGACGCAAUAAGGUGGCUUUGCGUUUAACUAUGCGGCUAUUCCAUGUGCCCGUAAACAAUAUAACGGUAAAUUUUCAAUUAUUUCGCAAAAGCUUUGAUUAUCGUCCAUUUAUGUACAAUACUACCCUCGAUUUCUGUGUAUUUCUGAAAAAUCAAAAACGUUAUCCAUUUUGGGAACGACUUUAUGGCUUUGCAAUACCCUACACUAAUGUAAAUCAUAGCUGUCCCUUUGAUCAUGACAUUAUCAUCCAAGAUAUGAUUUUGAGUGAGGAUAUGUAUAAGAAUUUACCACUACCCUCGGGAGACUAUAAAUUGCGUGUUAGUAUGGCUGCUUAUAAUCACUAUAAAGCGGCUGUGGACUUCUUUGUCACGGGAAUCUUGUAA